AUGGCUUGCCCCUGCUGGGUUGGAGAUAUCACUAUCCAAGGUCUGGAGACUGAAAGACCUCGUUUGGUUCGUAGUGUGUCGACCGUUGAGCCACGUUCACCCUUGCCCAGGAGCGUCAGCCGGAUGAACCUCGCUGCGAACGAGAGUCAGAUUCCAAGAGGCCCGAGGAAGAUACGCGACACAGACCCAAAGGGAAUACUGAGACAGCCAACGACCAAAUUCCCAUUCGAAGACAAGCAAUACCUCCGACCACACAUCACGAAAAGAUCGCCCGAUCAUUUGCACGCUGAGAUUGGAGUCGAACCUGGAGUCCCAGCUUCUGAUGUCAUCAAGGUCCACGCUUAUAGACGACGAGGAGUUCCUGUGGAGCAAGAUCGAGAUUUGAGUCUGGUGUUCGACAAAGCUCCGAUCAAGAGAGGAGAUGUAGUUGUUGGAAAGACGUCUGCGGAGUCGAGCCUGGCGCAUGCCGAUGUCAAGGAGAGUGAGGAUAGCAAUGCAUCGAAGAACAAUGCACCCGUGAGAGGAGCCAAGUCGCCAGAAUGGUGA
Aspergillus ruber CBS 135680 is the source of this 546-nucleotide messenger RNA. RefSeq lists its product as uncharacterized. The transcript is spliced from 2 exons. The record is from RefSeq and is a predicted model, not a curated record. Bases 1 to 546 code for a protein of 181 amino acids. Lineage: Eukaryota; Fungi; Ascomycota; Eurotiomycetes; Eurotiales; Aspergillaceae.